CAGUGGGCGGCGGGAUUUUUCCUGUUGUGGAUCGGGACGGAGUUGCGGCUCGUAAAGGCAGCGAGAAAAGGGUAUGGCAGUGACGAAGAAGUUCUCGAAAGGUCGUAUGUCGCGUUCGUUCCUCCACUUCCCUCCUCAGCUCUGCUUCCCACCUUCUUUCUUCCUCUGCCUUUCGCUGGUUUUCCUCUGCUUGUUUUUGUUCUUCCUCUGCCUUACGUUGGCUUUCCUCCGCCUGUCCCCUUAACUUCGCUUCCCGCUGUCGCUCUUCCUCUUGCCUUUUUCCGUUCUUGCUCCGCCUCUAAGAAGAGCGCCUUGUAAUCCGGUGAGCUGUUGCUAGCCAUAUACUCUAUGUGGAUGUGGAGUUGGGGGUGAUUAAAGAAGCUUCAUUUUAAUAGAGUCAAGGGGAGGAGAACGGACAAGCUGAAAAGAGAUGGGUUGUACGUGUUUGUGUCAGCUGACCAUGAAUUCGGCUAAUGUUUUCUUGCAUAAAAAUAAGCCUGCCCAUUGGACCUGUUAAGGCUUCCUCGAACUUGUAAUGUUAAUUAAUGAAGAAAACAUAUGAUUCCCACAUUUAGAAUCCAGAGAAAAUCCCCGGGGACCAAAGCUCUACGGUCUUCUUUUCUGGUCAACACUCAUGUAUUUGAACAAUCCUGAUCCUCGGGUCGCCACGGGAUUGAUUGCUCCAUCCGCUAAUUAUAAUGCUAAACUUAUUUCGGAUGGGGUUGUGGCCCACCCAAUCAGCAAGAAAACGUC
This is a messenger RNA of Aspergillus alliaceus, 753 nucleotides long. RefSeq lists its product as uncharacterized. NCBI's taxonomy places the organism in Eukaryota, Fungi, Ascomycota, Eurotiomycetes, Eurotiales, Aspergillaceae. The record is from RefSeq and is a predicted model, not a curated record. Bases 74 to 244 code for a protein of 56 amino acids. The transcript has a single exon.